AUGGCAACUCAAGCUCCCGCGCCAGUGGGCUACAUCCCACCAGCGAAACCCUCUGUUUUAAAGUCAGAUGUGCCAUCAAAACCACCGCAAUCACAAGAGCAGGGACACGCUCCGCCGAAAGAAAAGAAGAAGGGUGGAUGCGUGCAAUGGUUGUUGUGUUGUACGACGUGUGGUGCUGCUUGA
This is a messenger RNA of Glarea lozoyensis ATCC 20868, 183 nucleotides long. RefSeq lists its product as uncharacterized. Bases 1 to 183 code for a protein of 60 amino acids. The transcript is spliced from 3 exons. Lineage: Eukaryota; Fungi; Ascomycota; Leotiomycetes; Helotiales; Helotiaceae. The record is from RefSeq and is a predicted model, not a curated record.